CGCGUCCCGGUGGAUCGGCUUCCCCUGGUGAUCUUCGCCGUGGCUCUAUCACCUUGGGCCUGGGCCGCUGCCCUCUCGGCCGAAGGGGCGUGUGGCGGUGAGGUAGCCGGUCAGCGGGGGAUCCUUGAAUGCCACCGAUACAAGCUCAGCAGGCAUCAAGACUGACAACAAUGAAUCUGGUGUGAAGACCUUUUGAUUAAGCAACUUUGUAUAGAUUGUUGGUUCUGAGCCUUAUUUUGUGGCUAGUAUAAGAGGCGCAUAUCAUUAAAAUGAAUCCUGGAUUUGUACAACUACCCCCAGUAUUGGGGAGGACUUUGCUGGUUCUGACAUUGAUUACUUCAGCUAAGUGCCAUUGGCCCAGUGAAACCUCAGAAGUUCUACGGGACUGGGAACAUCAGUUAGAAGCCUCCAUGCAUUUGGUGCUUUCGGACCUUCGUGAGAGUGCACCAGCAGUGGUGGGGAUUCCAGACAGCUCUGCUGUAGUAGGUCGCACCUUCAGAGUCACCAUCCCUACAGAACUUAUAGCUUCCAAUGGAGAGAUUAUCCAGAUUGCUGAAGCUGGAAAAGAAUCUUUGCCUUCUUGGUUGCACUGGGAACCUGAGAGCAGAACCUUGGAAGGUCUCCCGCUUGAAACAGAUAAAGGCAUUCAUUAUAUCUCAGUGACUGCAGUGCAUCUGGUAUCUAAUGGAAGCUAUGUGCCCCAAACCACCAAUGUCUUUUCAAUCGAAGUGCAUCCUGAAGAUCAUAAUGAACCUCAGUCAGUACGGGUGGCUUUACAAGAUGUGAAUGAAGCAUCGCCGUUUGUGUGUAGCGCUGAGGAACCAGUCACCAUCUUGACUGUAAUUUUGGAUGCUGACUUAACAAAAAUGACACCAAAGCAGAGGAUUGAACUUUUGAACAGAAUGAAAACCUUCUCAGAAGUGGAACUUUAUAACAUGAAAUUAGUUCCUGUUGUAAAUAAUAGACUCUUUGACAUGUCAGCCUUCAUGGCUGGACCAGGGAAUGCUAAGAAGGUGGUGGAAAAUGGAGCCUUGCUAUCAUGGAAACUGGGUUGUUCUCUGAGUCAAAACAGUGUUCCCAACAUAAGUAAUGUUGAAUCUCCAGCUAAGGAAGGCACAAUGUCUGCUCAUCUUGGUUACCCUGUGGUUGGUUGGCACAUUGCAAACAAGAAACCUAAUCUUCCAAAGAGAAUAAGACGGCAGAUUAAUGCUACACCAACGCCUGUGACUGCUGUUGGACCUCCAACAUCUGCUCCCCAAGAACCACCAAGUAGAAUUGUUCCAACACCAACUUCUCCAGCUAUUGCACCUCCUACUGAAACAACAGCACCUCCAGUAAGAGAGCCUAUACCAUUGCCUAAGAAACCCACAGUUACUAUUAGAACAAGAGGUCCUAUUAUUCAGACCCCAACUCUUGUCCCAGCUCAGCCAACCAGAACAGUAGAAGUAGGUACUAUUACUUCUGGCCAGAUUCGACCAACAAUGCCUGGGCAGGGAGAAGCUACUGCCGUUGUUACACCUCCCACAACAAAGAAACCCAAAGGAACAACUCCAAAAGUAUCAACACCCUCAACAACUGAUACAGGAACAACACGAAGACCAAGACCUUCAAAAACUCCUCGACCUCCAAAGCCUCCUCGGACUACUAAACCAAGCCUUGUUGAAAAAACAGUUUCACCACCAACUCGUUUGCGCACUACUGCAGUUGGACUUCCCCGUGUGCCCAAUGAUCCACCGGUGUUGAAAAACCAUAUUGACAGGGUAGAUGCAUGGGUAGGCACAUACUUUGAGCUCAAAAUACCUUCUGACACUUUCUAUGACAAAGAAGAUACUACCACUGAUAAACUACAACUGACCAUGAAACUGGAAAAUGAGAAAGCAUUGGAAGAAAGCUCCUGGGUGCAGUUCAAUAGCACUAGUCAACUAAUGUAUGGAUUACCUAAUCACACCCAUGAAGGCAGGCAUGAGUUUUUUAUGCAUGCUACAGACAAAGGUGGCCUUUCAGCGGUGGAUGCUUUUGAAAUAUUUGUCCACACUCUUGAAGAUGAUGAGAUACCUCCAGUUAAGUUUAAGGCCAGAUUCCAUGGAGACCAUAAUACAGUAGCCAAUGACAUAAAUAAAAAAAUUGUGUUGGUGAAGAAGUUGGCAUUUGCUCUUGGUGAUAGAAACAGUAGUACUAUUACCUUAGAGAAUAUUGGCAAAGGUUCUAUUUUAGUUGAAUGGACAAAUAAUACUCUGCCUUUGGAUCCAUGCCCCAAAGAAAAGAUUCUCAUCUUGAGUAGAAAAAUUUCUGAUGAAUCUGGAGUUCCAAGCACAGUUUUUUCAAAUACUCUAGAACCAGAAUUUAAGCCCAUCGAUAUUUCUGUAGUUGGUGCUGGUAGCUGCAAACAUAUUCAGUUUAUUCCUGUGACUAAAGAUGGGUUCCCUACAACUGUACGUCCCACAGAAAUUGUUCAGCGAGCUCCGGAAAAGACAAGUGAAGACGAUGUUUACCUGCACACCGUAAUUCCUGCAGUAGUGGUGGCAGCCAUUUUGCUUAUAGCUGGCAUUAUUGCUAUGAUUUGUUAUCGCAAAAAGAGAAAAGGCAAGCUCACUAUAGAAGACCAGGCCACCUUUAUCAAGAAAGGAGUACCAAUAAUCUUUGCAGAUGAGCUGGAUGACUCCAAGCCUCCUCCUUCCUCGAGCAUGCCAUUGAUUCUGCAGGAAGAAAAGGCUCCUCUCCCUCCCCCUGAGUAUCCAAAUCAAAACAUGCCAGAAACAACCCCACUGAACCAGGAUGUGAUAGGAGAGUAUACACCUUUGUGGGAUGAAGACCCUAACGCCCCUCCCUAUCAGCCUCCCCCUCCUUUCACAACACCCAUGGAGGGUAAAGGUUCCCGCCCGAAGAACAUGACCCCAUACAGGUCUCCACCUCCCUAUGUCCCUCCUUAAUGAACCAGAGACACCCACGGAGAUGGAGCAUUGAGUUCCACACCAGUGUUAUCUAUCGGGAUCAGUGGCCUGCAGAUCUGUUACCAACCAGAAAACCAACAUUCAGAAUCUCAAAUAUUGCCUGAUCCCAGCGGGCCCCUCUCCGAGUGCAUUUGCAAAACCAGAGUGCUUGUGGAACUUUUGGAACACUGGUUUUAUUUUUGCCUAACAGCUUAUGUUUUGUUUAUUCAUAGAGAGAGAAAAAAAACCUUCUUGGCUCAAAAUAUUUCUGACAGCAGGCGUCUCAAAGCAUUUUGUGCAAAGGGAGACUGGACACACAGGCAGCACUAGGGGUGGCACACUGGGUCGGUCUCUGCUGUUUGCCUUUAAAACUAACUGUACUGUCUUUUCUAUUCACGUGUGUCUAGCUACAGGGCAUAACAUGAAACAUAGCCUAAGAAUUAAAUUCAAAGGACUUUAUGAAA
Thamnophis sirtalis is the source of this 3394-nucleotide messenger RNA. It is a transcript of the gene DAG1, whose product is annotated as dystroglycan 1. NCBI's taxonomy places the organism in Eukaryota, Metazoa, Chordata, Lepidosauria, Squamata, Natricidae. Gene Ontology annotation, biological process: nerve development; muscle attachment; morphogenesis of an epithelium. Gene Ontology annotation, cellular component: basement membrane; sarcolemma; dystroglycan complex. Gene Ontology annotation, molecular function: laminin binding; calcium ion binding. The record is from RefSeq and is a predicted model, not a curated record.